This is a messenger RNA of Sceloporus undulatus (fence lizard), 894 nucleotides long. It is a transcript of the gene FNDC10, whose product is annotated as fibronectin type III domain containing 10. The record is from RefSeq and is a predicted model, not a curated record. Bases 54 to 731 code for a protein of 225 amino acids. The transcript is spliced from 2 exons. NCBI's taxonomy places the organism in Eukaryota, Metazoa, Chordata, Lepidosauria, Squamata, Phrynosomatidae.
AGGAAGGAGGGAGGGAGGGAGUCCCUGCGGGGAAGGCGUCCCAAGCGGAGGGGAUGCUGCUGCUGCUGGGGCUGGGGCUGGCCCUGCUGCGCCCGGGAGCGGGACGGGGCCUGCGCCCGGCCUCCCCGACUGCCGCCUCCUCCUCGGGUCCCAUGGGCCUCCCUUCCUCGGGCUCCCCGGCCUGGUGCCCCUACAAGGUGCAGGGCCAGGACUCGCUCUGCUUCCGGAGCCCCGCGCUGGGCUUCGAGUGCGGCCCCGGGCGCUGCCUCUCCUCCCACCGCUCCCCGGGGCGCUCGCUGCUGGCGCUGGUCCUCCGCAACGGCAGCGUCCUCCUCCAGUGGCAGAGCCCAGGCCCCGGCGAGGAGGAGGCGGCGGCGGGCGGCUUCCGCCUCUCGUGCUCCUGGGCCGGGGCCUACACGCGCUUCCCCUGCGAGAGCGUCCUCCUGGGCGCCGCCUGCAGGGACUUCCUCCUCCCCGAGGCCCACCCCGGCGCCCGCUACCGCCUCUGCCUCCAGGCCCUUCCCGGACCGGCCACGCCAAGGCCUCACCCGGACCCCGGCGGCCCCGAGGACUGCGUCGAGUUCCCCGUCGAGGCCUCCGGGCCCCGCGAGAUGGUGGUGGCCGUGGCCGCCGUCGGAGGCGCCAUCUGCGUCAUGCUGGUCCUCAUCUGCCUCCUGGUGGCCUACCUCACCGAGAACAUGGCGCCCAGCGGCCCCAAGAGGGCGCCCUGAGACCCCGCGGCGCCCGGGAGGAAGGCCAGUAACAUCUGAAAUCACAGACUUCAGGCUUAAAGAAGAAGGACACAUACGUCAAAUAAACGUAUUUGAAAGGCAUUCGCUCCACCCCACACAAAUGGCAGGCUUAAACAUUUUCAAGCAGAACUUUAAGCCGCUU